GUGAAUGACUGGGAAAGUUUACCUUGGAAGGCAACUCAAUUUAACAGAAGAAUUACUGUCCUGACGUACUCUGGUCAAGAACUGCCAAACCUGGCUCUCUUGAAGCUAACAGUACCCUGGGAGGAAAGGAUUGAGAAGGCGCAUGAGCACGAGAGAGGAAGCCAACAGAGAGGAUUGGGAGCCUGGAACCUCCCGGUGGAAGUUGGUUGCAGGGGCUUGCCAGGGCAGUCACUCUGAGAUCAUUGAUAAACCACAGGGUCAGAGGGCCAGUCUGCAAGAAAUUGGUCAGGGACAUCACCAAGCGGACAGAGACCAGAUGACUAAGAAGAAUGGCAGAACAAGGCGGGCAGAGGAGAGGGAGGGCAGAACUAAGUGAACAUUCCCCCAGAGCAGAGAGGUUUGACCAUCUUAACUACAAGCAGGACAAAAAGAUUGGGUACAAUGGAAGUGAAGGUGUCUGUGGACGGUAUCCCACGCGUGGUCUGUGGAGUUACAGAGGAAACAACAUGCCAAGAAGUGGUCAUAGCUUUGGCCCAAGCCCUGGGUCAAUCUGGACGCUACACACUACGAGAGAAAUUCAAAGACUUUGAGCGGUGCAUGACGCCCAACGAACGCCUUCUGGAGACACUUGAGAAGUACGGUGAGCAGGCCAGAGAGGUCCAACUCACACUGCUCCACAACGGACCCUCAGUGUGGGACGAAAUGAGUAGGACAAAGGUUGGUAGAUACCAGCCCUGCCCGCCAUUGAGAAGAAAAGACCCAGGCACCAGAAUGCGGCGGGGCAGCGGUUCACUAAGUUUGCAUCGUCAAAGCCUGCCACCGUUGUCCGGUUCUAGACAAGAGACUGAGCAGCAAAAAGAGGACCUGAAAAGGCCUAAAAGAAAGUCUCUGACACUCAUGGAAGAGGCCUUGGAAUGGCUGGAGAGUCUGGGUAAAGGCAAGGUCUAUAGUACUGCCUGUGAUAAGGAAAGCAGUAAGAGGACUGAUAAAAGGAAUUGCACCUCUUUGGAUUUUUCUCUCGCUGUUGACAAAGAUUACUCAGGUCGAACUAGCAGGAGCAAAGUCAGAGGACAGAAAAGUUUAAAGUCAAACUUGGAUAGUCAAACAUCCUGCUGCAUGGGAAGUCAGACGAAGGGCAAAGAAAGCAAACACUCCAGGAAAACUCAACAGGCAAAAUCUGAUGGCCUGUUCAGCUCGAGCUGUGCUGCAAAUGAAGAUGAGAAAAACUGUCUAAGAGAAACCAUUAUAUGUCAGCUCAGUUGUUUGCAAGAUUUACAAGUCCAAAUAGCACGCGUAGACAAACAGAUUUUUGAGCUUGAGGAAAAACAGAGGGCCAAAAAAGAUGAGGAGGAAGCCAAGGAGAGAAUGGCUGAAGAGGAGAUGGAGCAGAUCAAGUUUUGGGAGAACGAAUUAAAGGCAGAAGAAGGUUACGAGACGGAUUUGCAGCAUCAGUUCCUUGAGAUGAGGGCGAAGGCCAUUGAGUGCAAGCACAAACUGGAGGAGUACAGGCACAAAAUGCAGGGACUUGAUUUCUUUGCCACUCAAAACGUUGCUCAAAAGGAGUCAGAGAUGGUUUCAAAGGUUGGUGCAAAUGCAACAACGGCCACUGGGAUUUCAGCUGUUUCAACCAAGGACCUAAAGCGACAAUCUGAUCCAGAUGGGGAUGUAAAUAUUAACAGGAAGUUCCUGCCCAGAGAAGACUUAAACCCUCCUUAUGCUCUAGUUCCUCCAAGUCAGAUAAAGGAGCGACGGCCCACAGGACCCACCGAGCUGAGGGAGUGGUGGACACGCUGGUCUGAAGCCCAAGGCUCUCAAUCACAGACUAAAAAGAAGGUGAUUCACCGCUCUGAGCUUACUAUAUAUCUGGGGAGCACCAAGGUUUAGAAUCAGAUUAAGUCAAUUAUUGAGUCAAUAAAUAUGAAUUUUUCAUUGUACAACAGUUGUAACAAUUGUAUUCCUUAAAAUGCAAGACACUAACUAACUAACACUAACUUGCAUUGAACGUUUAUAACCAAUACUUUGUGUCCUCAGUGUGUUGGGAUGUAGGAACUAGCACCCUGGUGCACCCACAUCGACAUUAGCACAGUCUUCCCUUGGUUUAUUUACUUAAGUGAGCCCUCUAGUGAUUAAAUGGGUUCAGAACCAAAAGUGAGCCCCGUCAAAGGAUCAGCUGAAGUCGAUAUAGCACAUUUUAAAUUAACAGACUAAGAAUUUAAUUUGAGCACCCAACCCUUGCCUUGGAAAUUAUGGAAUAUAUUGUACAUGAUGUAACCUUAAUGGAAGAGAGGGAAAGGAGAGCAUUUCUGCCUUUAUUUCAUAUAAAUUGGAAACUUCAUUUUGUCUAGCAGGCAGCUUUCUGUACAUUUUCGGGAUAAUGUCCAUAGGCACAAAAGCCUCUUUAGACUUAAUGACAUUGUGUCCUUCAUGAAGACUAAGCUGCCUCUGAGGACGUAAACAAAGAAUCAGCCUUAAAUAAAUGGACUGGAUGAUGCAUUUCGCUGUUCUCUGCAACACAAAUACUGCACUCCUGGAGAGAGCUGGUGCUCAUCUUAGAGGGGUGGCACUGGACUAAAAGCUCUGAAUUUAUCUUUGGUGAAUUUGUACAUGUUGUCAUCUGCUGAGAAGCCCUAGUUAAGAUUUAGCUGUGGAGCACUAAACAACGCAUAUGCACAUUGGUCUGUUUGUAACAACUGUUGGUCAUUUCCUGUGCUUGACUGAACACUGGUCUGCAUGAUACAUUCCACAGCUAGUUGAUGCUUUCAAGUUGUAUUCAGUCUUAAAUAAAGCAGACUUUCAAAAAUAAAAGACAAUUACACAACAGCUCAUGAUUUUCAUAAAACUUUAAUUCAAUUGUUUCAUUCAAGACCAUUAACAAAAGUACAUGAGAACCUCUGUACGUGGUUCAACUGAAACCCAGUGAUCUCCAAAGUUGAAAUUAAUUUGACUGUAACUUAAUGUGCAGAGGCACAAAGCUCACCCAGCAUGUCUCCAGAGCACAAUAACUGAUAUCCUGAUUCUUAGUUUUUUUUUUUUUUUUUCUUUUUGACUGAAUUUCUAAUACUUUACCUUUCUCCUUCUUUAAGUUAAAUUUGUUUCAUUAUAUCUGAAGUUUGAACUUUCACUAAGAAAAAAAGCACACA
This is a messenger RNA of Morone saxatilis (striped sea-bass), 3140 nucleotides long. RefSeq names its product Ras association domain family member 11 (gene rassf11). The transcript has 4 exons. NCBI's taxonomy places the organism in Eukaryota, Metazoa, Chordata, Actinopteri, Moronidae. Bases 442 to 1884 code for a protein of 480 amino acids. Gene Ontology annotation, biological process: signal transduction. The record is from RefSeq and is a predicted model, not a curated record.